Messenger RNA from Aspergillus melleus, 687 nucleotides. RefSeq lists its product as uncharacterized. Gene Ontology annotation, biological process: transmembrane transport. Gene Ontology annotation, molecular function: transmembrane transporter activity. The coding region runs from base 1 to 687 and encodes 228 amino acids. NCBI's taxonomy places the organism in Eukaryota, Fungi, Ascomycota, Eurotiomycetes, Eurotiales, Aspergillaceae. The record is from RefSeq and is a predicted model, not a curated record. The transcript has a single exon.
AUGAAAGAGUUCGGGUUCGGUCAGGAAGUCGCAGCGUUGGGCACGACGCUGUACGUGCUGGGCUUCUCGGGCGGUCCGACCAUCUGGGCGCCGGCCUCGGAGCUGAUCGGACGGCGUUGGCCGUUGAUCAUCGGCAUGCUGGGCUUCGACAUCUUCACCAUCGCCUGCGCCACGGCCAAGGACACGCAAACAAUCAUGCUGAGUCGGUUCUUCUCGGGCUUCUUUGCCGCCAGCGUCAUCGCGCUGGUGCCGGCUAGUCUGUCGGACCUGUUCAACAACCACCAUCGCGGGAUUGCCAUCGCCAUGUACACCAUGAGCGUCUUCACUGGUCCCUUCACCGCGCCCUUCGUAGGCGGUUUCACGGCGGAAAGCUACCUGGGCUGGCGCUGGACGCUGUACGUGCCCGCUUUGGUAGGAUUCUUCAGCCUGGCCCUGAUGGUGCUCUUCGCGCAGGAGACAUACGCUCCGGUGGUCUUGUCGCACAAAGCGUCCAUCCUGCGUCGUCAAACGCGCAACUGGGGCAUCCACGCCCGGCAGGACGAGUUGGAGAUCGAUUUCCGCGAGUUGGUCACUAAAAACUUGGCUCGUCCUUUUCGUAUCCUCUUCACCGAGCCGAUCGCCUUUCUCCUGACUUUGUAUAUGUGCGGUUACCUUGGCCCGGUAUCAAUCUGGGUUGCCCCAAGCUGA